AUGAAUCCUAGGUUACGGAAUUGGUUAGAGGAGAGCCGACAGAGUCGGUUCCUGGCCGCAGUCGCCGGCGCCGGUGUCGGCAGCGGCAGCGGCGCGCCGCGCGGCGGCCCCCGGGCGGCCUCGCAGCCGCGCGGCGGCCCCCGGCCGGCCUCGCAGCCGCGCCGGCAGGCGCUGGACGGCGGCCAGCCGCCAAUCAAUCCCAAUUACAACAACACCUAUUUCUGCCCCAUGCCGGUGAUGGCGCAGACAGGGGCCACGCCGGUGCCGGACGACGGGACAGCUUACCCGUGGGUCGCGCGGGUCAUACACACGCGUUGGGACGGUGGCAGGGAGCCCAUGAUCUGCACGGCGGCCAUGAUUGGAUACAGAACAUUUAUAACUGCUGCAAGAUGUAUUGCCACAGCCAAACCUUAUUACACGAAACUACUCAUGAGGUCUAUUGUGCAACUACAAGCAUUAACGUUUGUGACGCCAUCUGCACCGACGAAACAAUUGUUCGACGACAUUGGCAUCAUCGUAACUUUUAACACAACUAGGGACGUCACUGGCGUCCUGCAACAGGCGCCGAAUGCCAGCUACCUGGUGAUACCGCAGAGCCCGCGCACCGCCGAGGGCUACUGGUUCCAGGACUGGGUCGCGGGCGCCACCUACAAGGUGGUAGGAUUCAUUGCGCAGGAAGACUCACCGUCGACCCAUAACCUGUACGAGCUUCGCAAAAUGUAUGGGAGCAACUCUCUCUGUAACCAAAUACUCCCGAUGGUGAACAACUCGAAGGAUUACUGGGCCGCGUGCGUCCACUCCUGCGACGCAGAACAACACUCCCGUAGCGACCCGGCAUGCCGCCGAUACUUGUUCGGGCUGGGGCACGUGGUGCUCGACAGCAGAGACCGACUAGUCGGCUUCGUCACGUGGACGUGCGGGAACGAGGCUCGGGACAUUGAAGGGAGAGGAGGUCGGCCGCUGCCUGUGGGGGUGGCGGUGCCUGACGCUCGCCUAAACCUAAAUCUGGAAUGUGCAGAUUUGUUGAGCUUAGGUACACUUCAUUUGUCUCCGCAGCAAGAGCAAAUAAAUCCGGGAUAUCUGCCUAGUUUAUGCAACUAA
Molecule: messenger RNA, 1101 nt
Organism: Cydia fagiglandana
Lineage: Eukaryota; Metazoa; Arthropoda; Insecta; Lepidoptera; Tortricidae
Exons: 4
Coding region: 1-1101 (366 amino acids)
Source: RefSeq, a predicted model, not a curated record